AUGUCCCCGGGGAAGCCCGGGGCGGGCGGAGCGGCGACGAGGCGGACGGGCUGGCGGAGGCGGAGGCGGAGGCGGCGGCAGGAGGAGGCGAUCACGGUGCCCGGGCUCCGCCGCACGGCGGGGCCCGAUCCGCGCGUUCCGGGCACGAUCCAGGGCGCGCGGGGCAUGAAGCCUGCGGCGCGGGAGGCGCGGCUGCCUCAGCGAUCGCCGGGGCUGCGUUGGGCGCUGCCGCUGCUGCUGCUGCUGUUGCGCCAGGACCAGAUGGUGUGCGCAGGUGACUGCUUCAGCUGUGUUUCACUCGAGUUCAAUUCUUCAGCCACUGAGAUUCAUUUCAGUGAAGUACCAGAAAAUGUUUCGUUAGUAAAUGUAACUGAUUUGAGUGGCCAGGUUCUCCAGAGUUCCCCACCUGACUCCAGUGGGACUAUUUCACUUAGGGGGCUCACUCCUGGGACACAGUAUCAUUUCAGCUUUUUAAAUGGCUCCAGUACCUGCUGUCAACAAGUGGAAACAAAACCCAAUCCUGUAUUUGACAUUGAAGCUGUUUCCAUUGGUCCAACAAAUGUGACCCUAACCUGGAGAAACAAUGACACAGCUGCUUCUGAGUACGUGUAUAAAGUAAAGAAUGAGAUGGAACAUUGGCCGGAGAUUCCUGUUGUAAAUCAAAGCAGGUGCACCGUCACAGGCCUAAGUCCAGUGACCUCGUAUACGUUCUCCGUCACUCCAGGAACAGGCAGUGGGACUUGGGGAGAUCCCACGGCCAUAAACGUCACGACAGAGCCUAGUCCAGUUUCUGGUCUUCGUGUUGCCUUCAUUGGUAUGAGGAAGGUUGCUCUUUCCUGGAGCAAUGACAAUGGCACUGCCUCCUGCCGGAUGCUUCUUAAAGGCCGUGAGAAGUCGACUCAACACUUAGCAGUCAAUAUUUCAUGCCUGAAGCCAGGGGUUCAAUACAACAUCACCCUGUAUCUUCCAGAAUCAAAUGAGACAGAAAGCGGCUUGGAUGCCAGCAGCACAGAGAGAGGCCUGGCAGAGAGCUGGCCCCAGCCGUGCAGCAGCCCCGGCGCCCCUGAGCAUGAUGAGAGCCUCCUCGGGCACGCGGACCCGUCCUCUGGCCAGCAGUCCCGAGACACGCACGUCCUGCUUGCCGGGUUAAAGCCUGGCACUCAGUACGAGGCCAUUGUUUAUUCUCAAGCAGCAGAUGGCACAGAAGGACAGCCUGAGAACGUACCAUUCAGGACAAAUGCUAGUGGGGUUUUUGACCUCACAGUUGUGAACGUCAGUGCCACAAGCAUGACCCUGACCUGGAAAAUCAGUGAUGAUGAGUCAUCCUCCGUCUAUACCUAUGAGAUACACGUGGUUGGGGAGGACAAGUCCUUCUAUCUCAAUGAGACCGUCAGUGAGACACAUGCUGUCAUCUCUGGACUCAGCUCGAGCACCUUCUACAACGUCACGGUGCGUGCUGUCCUAGGCGACGCCGAGGGCACGCCGGGCUUCCUCCAAGUGUGCACCCCCCCUGGUCCAGUUUCUGACUUUCAAGUGACCAUGGUUGGCACAAGGGAAAUUGGCUUGGCUUGGAGCAGCAAUGACGCUCAUUCCUUCAAGAUAAACACCACACAGGAUGGAGCUGGAACAUCUUGGGUGCAAACAACCACCAACCAAAGUAUUAUCAUUGAUGGCUUGUACCCUGGAACCAAAUAUCGUUUUGAAAUAUUUCCACAAGGACCAAAUGGGACUGAAGGGGCAUCUCAAACAAUUUACAACAGAACUGCCCCCAGUGCAGUGUUCGACAUCCGCACGGUCGGAGUUACCACCACCGAGAUGCGGCUGGAGUGGGAGAGUGAAGACAGCGCCUCUGAGUACGUCUACCAUGUGGUCGUACAAUCCGCACACGGCUCCAACCGCACGAGCACGUCCCACAAAGCGGUCCCUCUCCAGGGCCUGAUCCCGGGCACGUUGUAUAACAUCACAAUCUCUCCUGAGGUGGACCAUGUCCAGGGGGACGCCAGCUCCAUUGCACAGUACACACGGCCCAGCGAAGUGUCCAGCAUUGAAAUACACAGCAACACCACAGCAGCAGCCUUCAGGUGGAAUAACUCUGAUGAAGCCUCUGCCACGUACUCCUACCGCCUUCUUAUCCAGCAGGUUGGAAAUUCCAGCAGUGCCAAACAAGUAGACUCGGGCAUUGGAGUCACUUACGCUGCAGUCCCAGAAUUAACACCUGGCUCAUCUUACAACGUGGAGAUCUUUGCACGAGUGGGGGAUGUUACUGAGUCACUGACACCUGGGAGGGCGUCAUUCUGUACAGAUCCCGCAUCCGUGGCCUCCUUCCAUUGUGACGUGGUCCCCAAGGAGCCAGCCUUGGCUCUCAGAUGGGCCUGCCCUCCUGGCGCCAAUGCAGGCUUCAAACUGCAGGUCAGCAGCGGGGCCUGGGACAACACAACACACCUGGAGAACUGCUCCUCCGAGAAUGGCACCGAGUACAGGACGGAAGUCACAUAUUUGAAUUUUUCUACCUCGUACAACAUCAGCAUCACCACUGUGUCCUGUGAAAAGAUGGCAUUUCCUGCCCAAAACACCUGUAUCACUGGCAUCACAGACCCCCCUCCUCCAGAUGGAUCCCCUAAUAUUACAUCUGUCAGCCACAAUUCAGUAAGGGUCAAGUUCAGUGGAUUUGAAGCCAGCCAUGGACCCAUCAAAGCCUACGCUGUCAUUCUCACCACUGGGGAAGCUGGUCACCCUUCCGCAGACGUCUUGAAAUAUACAUAUGAAGAUUUCAAAAAGGGAACCUCAGACACUUAUGUGACAUACCUCAUCAGAAUAGAAGAAAAAGGACGUUCUCAGGGCUCGUCUGAAGUCUCGAAAUACGAAAUUGACGUUGGGAAUGAGUCGACCACACUUGGCUAUUACAACGGGAAGCUGGAACCUCUGGGCUCCUACCGGGCUUGUGUGGCUGGAUUCACCAACAUCACCUUUCACCCUCAAAACAGUGGGCUCAUCAAUGGGGCUGAGAGCUACGUGUCCUUCAGUCGCUACUCAGAUGCCGUUUUCUUGCCCCAGGAUCCAGGUGUCAUCUGUGGAGCGGUGUUUGGAUGUAUCUUCGGUGCCCUGGUUAUUGUGGCCGUGGGAGGCUUCAUCUUCUGGAGAAAGAAAAGGAAAGAUGCGAAGAACAAUGAAGUGUCCUUUUCUCAAAUUAAACCUAAAAAAUCCAAGUUAAUCAGAGUGGAGAAUUUCGAGGCCUACUUUAAGAAACAGCAAGCUGACUCCAACUGUGGGUUCGCAGAGGAAUAUGAGGAUCUGAAGCUUGUUGGAAUUAGUCAACCUAAAUAUGCGGCUGAACUGGCUGAGAAUAGAGGAAAGAAUCGCUACAAUAAUGUCCUGCCCUAUGAUAUUUCCCGUGUCAAACUUUCCAUCCAGACCCAUUCAGCUGAUGACUACAUCAAUGCCAACUACAUGCCUGGCUACCACUCCAAGAAAGAUUUUAUUGCCACACAAGGACCUUUACCCAACACUUUAAAAGAUUUUUGGCGUAUGGUUUGGGAGAAAAAUGUAUAUGCCAUUAUUAUGUUGACCAAAUGUGUUGAACAAGGAAGGACCAAAUGUGAGGAAUACUGGCCCUCCAAGCAAGCUCAGGACUAUGGGGACAUAACUGUGGCAAUGACGUCAGAAGUUGUUCUUCCAGAAUGGACCAUCAGAGAUUUCACAGUGAAAAGUAUCCCAACAAGUGAAAGUCACCCCCUGCGACAGUUCCAUUUCACCUCCUGGCCAGACCACGGUGUUCCCGACACCACUGACCUGCUCAUCAACUUUCGGUACCUCGUUCGUGACUACAUGAAGCAGAGUCCUCCUGAAUCGCCAAUUCUGGUGCAUUGCAGUGCUGGGGUUGGAAGGACGGGCACUUUCAUUGCCAUUGAUCGUCUUAUCUACCAGAUAGAGAAUGAGAACACUGUGGACGUGUAUGGGAUCGUUUAUGACCUUCGAAUGCACAGGCCUUUAAUGGUGCAGACAGAGGACCAGUAUGUUUUCCUCAAUCAGUGUGUUUUGGAUAUUGUCAGAUCCCAGAAAGACUCCAAAGUAGAUCUCAUCUACCAGAACACAACCGCAAUGACAAUCUAUGAAAACCUCGCGCCUGUGACCACGUUUGGAAAGACAAAUGGUUACAUCGCCUAAUUCCAAAGGAAAACCUUUCUGGAGUUCACCAGACCGUCACACCCACAGCAAAGGAGCAUGCCCCGAUGUUGACAUGUUUUUAUAUGUCUAGUAUCUUCAUUCUUUGUGCUGUUUCCUUAGAACUAAUUUUGAGGGUGUGACGCGGCACAUGUAAAACAUGACAAGGAGAAACUGGGGCUGCCGGGGGCUGUGGCUGGCUCGUGAGCAAAUCAACUGCAUUCCUGACUACCGGUGGGAUGAGUUCACUUUUUUUUUUUUUUUUUUUUUUUUUGAGAGUUGUGGAAAACCAGGAAAAGUGAGCUAUGAUUUUCUUUUUCUUUUUCAAAACAGGUUCUUUUUUUUUAAAAAAAGACUAUUUUAUAUGAUUCACAUGCUAAAGCCAGGAUUGUGUUGGGUUGAAUAUAUUUUAAGUAUCAGAAGUCUAUUUUUACCUACUGUAUCUUGGGAUCUAGCUGAUGGAAAAUACCUAAUUGCGGAUGAUUAUCGUGGAGGGAGGGGUAUGUGGCGCCUCUUCCGAGUGGGUUUUCUAUUUGAACAUGUGCCUUUUCUGAAUUAUGCUUCCACAGGCAAAACUCAGUAGAUGUCUCUAUUUUUGUAUUGAAUCUCAUAAUUGGAAUAUAUGGAAUAUUUAAGCAGUAGCUUAGCAUCAGAGGUUUGCCUUCUCAGUAACAUUCCUGUUCUCAUUUGAUUAGAGGAGGCCUCUUUGCCCCCGAAUCCACUUCUCCCACCCCCUAUACAUUUGUGCUCCACUUUUUCUUCCUUUUUCCCUCCCAGUUUUCUCCAAAGACUCUUCUGUUGGCAACAUUUUCUGCCCAUUGGUUGGGUGAGAAGGGAGACUGAACGUCACCUUGAGAAUUUCUGUGGGUGGGAGUGGGAGAAGCAGAGGGAUCCUAUGGUAACAUAAAUCCUUUUCUCGUCCUCGUUUCAUCCUUUUUCUCAUUUCUGUAUUUGGUAAGAAGGAUUAUUUAAAGGUGCAAUAUGUGACUUAGUGAUUCAUGAUGCUCUAGGUUUUUAGUAACGUUUUACUCAGGUUGGCAUUUUAUGUGUAUCUGUGUGUGUGUGUGUGUGUGUGUGUGUGUGUGAGUUUAACAGCGUGGCAAUCUGUGAACACUUCAGUGUGAAUUCAGUGUCAGAUUAAUCCCUCUUCCCCCAAAGUCCACUGGCUUUAGUCUCUAUCUGCAGUGACACAUAUCGGAAUCUACUGUGUAUAUAUAUAUAUAUAUACUAAACUCUCCAAAACAGUCAUUCCUAUGAAUCGAGGUGUACAAAGUUUGAAUUUGUAUCAAAGAUGUAAUUAUUAUUUUUAAAACCUCUUUUCACUAUACUGCUGCUGUAAUUACUUUGAUUUUUUUUUUAAAUGUAGGUUAAUUUUUUUUUUUUUUUUGCUUCAGGUGUGUAUCCACCAAGCAUUUCAGAAUUUAUGUGUGUUUAUUUUAUUGGUACAUAAUCUGUAAACUUCUCAAGGCAUUAACAUGAAAGGAUUUGUUUCUUUUUAUUUUAUAUUGUGGCUCAGGUUAUAUUCUGAAGAAGUUUUGACUUUAUCCUCCAAUAGACAAUGAAGUGUACAAGGUUUUAUGAAGGAAUAACCAAGUCCCUGGAGUCCUGUGGCCGUUUUCCACAGUAACGCAGCCUGCUGUAAACAGGACACGCGUGUCCUCUUGGAAUGGGAAUGAGGUCUCUCCCAGGGCCCUGGUCGCUGUUGACCUCUGUCUGGGGGCCUGUCUCCCGCACUGCCACGCGCCUCACCUCACCGGCACUUUGAUAACCGACUGGACGUGUUAAUGGGUAUUUUAGGUUAUAAGGGGUGAACCACGACGUACUUAGAGCCCUUGAUGUGGUUCCAAGGUGUAGUGCUGUAUGUCUUUUGUCCCCCCUUCCCUUUGAGGUACUGAGAGGAUUAAAAUAAGGGGUCAUGGUGGUGGCACGUUUUGGGGAGAAUCUUACUUCUCCACUGGAAAUUGCACUUUUUGCUGAAUCCUUUGCAUUUUUUAGGAGCACACAGUUUGUUUAGUAUCAGGUCCUUAAUGGAAUGGGUUGGCCAGGCCAGGUUGGGUCCUCUUGACCUAACUUCAGAGGGGACUUGGCUCUGUAGGCGUGAAUUAGGGAAGCCAUGCUGUCCCGGGGUGUUGAGGGAAGCUGGGUUUGGGCGAUUGCUUCCUUGCAGACCACACCUUCCCGCAGGUCUGCCCCCAGCUCGUGGGGAUCUCAGAGAGGCCCAUAACUCCUUUCAGAGGUCCCUGUCCGGGCAGCAGUUCUGUGGGCCAUGCCGCUGUCCCCUCUUACUUGGCCAAAACCAUCAUGGUGAGUGUCUAGGUAGAUCCCACAUAGAUCCUAAGCCCUGCCCUGCCCACAUUGCUGCCAUGGAGAAGUCAGAGGAAGGGACUUGUCCCUAAAAAAUCCUUUAAUAGAUUAGAGUCCUUUAAAAGAUUAAAGCAACAUAAUUGUAAACAUAUUGUAUAAAAAUGCAAAGCACAGCAGCCCUCCUCCCUUCCGGCCCGUACGGGCUUGGGAAACGGGCAGGAGCCCCAGCUGUCCUGGGAGGAAGUCUUGUCCGGGAGAGGUCUGGGCUUCCAAAUGGGCAGGUCACACGAAGGUCACGAUGCUUCCCUGCGUCCUGAAGAGGAUGGGGCCAGGGCUGUGGGGGUGGUGAGGGUAUUUAUAGCACAGUGCUUGAAAAGGGAUUAGUGUGUAAAUAUAAAGGACACACAGGCUGGGGUUGUUCAGAGGCAAGAGGAAGGUGCUUCUGAGCUCCUGCAGACGCUCCCAGCAACAGUGAACUAAAAUUUGGAGAGUCCAGUGGAAUCGGGGGUGGUGUGAGCCCCCUGCUCAGUCUUUGGGGGUGUACGGAAAAGGAGCCGGUGUGGCUGGCUGUCAGUGGAAGGGCCAAAGAAGGGUGGCCAGCUGGUUUGGGGGAUUUGGGCCAUUGGUAUCUUCUCCCAAGAACAAGGACCUUUUGCCUCCAGCAUUGAAUCUGAUGAUGAUGGGCACCAGUAGGAAGUGGCACUUGGUGUCUGUUCACUGUGGCCACACUGUGACCUCCAGCCAGACUUUGGCCUGAUCGACUUCACUGGAUUUGUGCUUUAUUGAGUCGGAGGCUCCCGGGGUGGCGGUGGGGGUCACCUUCACGGCUGAUCAUGUUUGUUUUUCACCUGGGAUGCAAAAGCCUGGUUUUCUUUUAAGUGCUUGAUUGUGCUUAUUGAGCUAAUAAAUAAGUCUCAGUGACUGAUGUUAAUUUGCCUCCAAAGUCCAAGUGCUGGGUUUUCAGACUACUGUGUAGCGGUUGUGUGUUUAACAUACUGUAGCUUUUUCUCCCUGGGGGCACAUAUGAAUAGGAUGUGUUGAUGUGGACUCUAAACUGUAAUUUUCUUGUAACUAUUUUGGAAUGAUGCAUAUUUCUAAUGUUUGUUAUACUUGUACAGAGUAUUGCUGUUGGUUGCUUUUUUUUUUUUUUUUAGGGAAAAAAUGGCCUGAAAAAAAAUUUUUUUAAAGACUUACAAAUACCAAAUAUAAAAAAUGUCAAUGCA
Messenger RNA from Lemur catta (Ring-tailed lemur), 7688 nucleotides. It is a transcript of the gene PTPRJ, whose product is annotated as protein tyrosine phosphatase receptor type J. The transcript is spliced from 25 exons. NCBI's taxonomy places the organism in Eukaryota, Metazoa, Chordata, Mammalia, Primates, Lemuridae. Gene Ontology annotation, biological process: protein dephosphorylation; angiogenesis. Bases 1 to 4164 code for a protein of 1387 amino acids. The record is from RefSeq and is a predicted model, not a curated record. Gene Ontology annotation, molecular function: protein tyrosine phosphatase activity; cadherin binding.